Molecule: messenger RNA, 2347 nt
Organism: Fopius arisanus
Lineage: Eukaryota; Metazoa; Arthropoda; Insecta; Hymenoptera; Braconidae
Product: E3 ubiquitin-protein ligase TRIM23-like
Exons: 3
Coding region: 403-2091 (562 amino acids)
Biological process (GO): vesicle-mediated transport; intracellular protein transport
Cellular component (GO): lysosomal membrane; cytoplasm; plasma membrane
Molecular function (GO): zinc ion binding; GTP binding; GTPase activity
Source: RefSeq, a predicted model, not a curated record
CAAAAAAUCCGAUAUCCUCAAUUGAUUGAUUUUUCCUCUUAUAAAUAUAUUAGGGAGAAAAUAAUUAUCCUAAUAGUCCCAUUUUGCCCCACCUGUUAAUUCUGUGAUGGCGAAUGGAAAAUUGUCGAGAUCUCUCUAUAUUUCGCAAUAUUUACGACAAUUUGGGAUUUUCGUAUGGAAUCCGAGAUUAUUGCAGUUUUUUAGUGGAAGAGAGUCGAAGAAUUUUGAAUUAUGAAGUUCCAGUGGUUCGAAUGACAUUUUUACUUCACUUUAUUUCGGAGAGAUGGAUAACUCAGGAUCAUUUGUAAAUAUUCAUUGAAUUCUGUGACAUGUCAUUUUUUUUUUGCGAGAUUUACGCAAUGUUUUCGCAGUGAGAAAUAAAGUGAGAUUAUUACCUGAGAGAUGACGGAGAGCAAUAGACAAUUCAGUAAAUACCUGAGAAGAUCUGUGAGGUCUCUUAAAACCAAUGUUUUAGAAUGUGGAAUAUGCGAGGAGGUGUUCUGCAUCGAAGGUGACAAAGUGCCACGACUUCUGCAAUGUGGACACACGGUUUGUCAUUCUUGUUUACUUCGUCUCCAGCCCUGCAUAUCAGAAGUGCAAUUCCUCUUCUGUCCAUUCGAUCGUCAGCCCACAGAAGUGACGAGUCGCGAAGGCGUUCACAGUUUGAAGAAAAAUUUUGCCCUAAUCGAGCUCCUGGAGCGCCUGGAGCAAUCGAGAAAUGAAAAUUCGUCGACCCUCGAGAGGGAGAGACUCCAGUCAACGCAACCCUGUGACGAGGAUGAUUCCCAUUUUGCUGUUAUUUAUUGCACCGUGUGCUCCACACAUCUCUGUGAAGCCUGUGACACUCUAACGCACUCGUCGAAGACCCUGGGAAAGCACAGGAGAAUUCCAUUAUCCGAGAAGCCAAAGGAGAAGCCAAAAUGUCCAAUUCACACGAAUCACAUUGCUGAAUUCACUUGCAUCCAGGAGGGCUGUGAAAAUGCUCUCAUGUGUUACCUCUGCAAGGAUUACGGACGUCAUAGUGCUCACAAAUUAGCACUAGUUGAGAUUGAAGCUGAAAGCCUGAGGAAAUCGAUAGUUCUGGCACUUCAAAAGAUGACACAAUUUAUGGAAAGCAUGAAGGACACUUCACAUCGCAUUGAGGUGGUGAUUCAGGAGCUGGAGGGUUGGGCUAUUGAAGAUGCUAGGUACAGAGUGGAACAUCAUUUUGAUGAGUUACGACUUCAGCUGGCAGAGCAGGAAAAAAAUGCACUGACAUGUGUCGACGACGAGAUGAAGGGGAGACAAGCAGCUUUGAGACAGCAAUUGCAGGAUUUGACGUCCACCAGAUCCCAAGUGGCUGAUGUUUGCAUUCAGUGUGAGAAUAUAUUGGAUAAUGAGGACUGGAAAUUACUGAGUGGAGCUGAGAAGGUGCAGGAAGUGCUGGGAUCUCUGGAGCAGCAGCAGCAAAAAUAUGCACAGCUGGGGCCUGAUUUUUUGACUCCUGAAGCUUCCAUUCCCAUUAUUUUUAGUCGGGACAAUCGUGUUCAUAUACAAAAGAAAAUUUAUAUGAGAGUGGUGAUUCUGGGUCUCGAUGGCGCUGGCAAAACGAGUAUUUUGUCAGCCAUGAAAGGAAUUACUCUCACUAAUCCACCGAUUUCCACAAUUGGAUUCAACGUGGAAAGUCUAGAAUACGAGAAUUUGGUGAUAACUCUCUGGGAUGUGGGUGGACAGCACAAGUUUCGUCCACUCUGGAAACAUUAUUAUCAUAAUGCACAGGCAGUGAUAUUCGUGGUGGAUGCAAGCGACAGAUCGAGAUUCGAGGAGGCGCAGAAUGAACUCGCGAAAAUAGUGAGUGAACGGCACUUGAGGGACGCAGUCGUUCUAAUUUACGCUAAUAAGCAGGACGUAGAGGGAUCUGCAAGCAUUGAAGAGCUGACAGACAUUUUAUCACUUCAAAAAUUGUGCUGUGGCAGGGCCUGGCACAUCGAGGGCUCAUCUCCAUUGACUGAUGCAAACACAUCGACCCAGGGACUUCAAUGGUUGACCCAACAACUCGGUGCGCAUGGUUACACUGAAUUAAAUUUAAGAGAAAAAAAUGUAAAAUUUUAAAACGAUUAAUUCCCCUGUUCCCAUUCCCUCUCUGUAAGGAUUCGAAAGAAAAACAAAUCGAGCACGUCUAGAAAAUUCUUAUUAAUUUAUUACAUUGUUAUUGGCGUUUGUGUUUUCAAUGUUUAUCAUCUUUAAUUUAUUCUGAUAAAAUUAUUCAAUAAUUAUCACUCAGUCAUAUUCAAACACACACCCAAUCACUUACCGUCAUAUAAAUUUCUACGUAGAUGAGGAAAGAACGUUCGACUGCAAAUCAUAA